AUGGCCCGUUGCAAGAGUGACGCGCGCCGUGGUGGCCCGUGGCGCGGAGCCUGCGUCAAUCCCUUCUCUCGUCUUGUCGCUCAGCGCUCAGCCUCCGGACGCCCCGAAGACUCCGGCACACACAUCGAGCGCUGGCCCGGACGGACCGAUAUAAACCGCUCAGAGAACAUUGCGCGCUCUCCUCGUCGUCCAUUAUCCGCGUCACUUCAAGUGUUGCUAGACUACUUACCCACUCGCAAGACAGUCAACUCUUCAGCACACGCAUACCUCACUCUGAACCAAGUUCGCACAAUGGCCGCUUCCGCGUCGACCCGCAAGCCCGUUCUCAGCCUCGAGUCCAUCAACCCCGCCGUCCUCGACGUGCACUACGCCGUCCGCGGCGAGCUCGCCCUCAAGGCCGUCGCCUACGAGGAGCAGCUUCACGACCCCGUCAAGGCCAAGGAGCUCCCCUUUGACAAGGUCGUCACUGCCAACAUUGGCAACCCCCAGCAGAAGGGCCUCAACCAGCGCCCCAUCACCUUCUGGCGCCAGGUCAUCUCGCUCCUUGAGAACCCCGCCCUCUUCCAGGACCACCUCGACGUCAUCUCCAAGAUCUACCCCGCCGAUGUCAUUGCCCGCGCGAAGACUCUGUAUGGAGAGAUUGGCUCGGUCGGUGCCUACACCCACUCGAAGGGUAUCCCCGCGAUCCGCAAGAAGGUUGCCGCGUUCAUUGAGAAGCGUGACGGCCACCCUGCCAACCCCGAGCACAUCUUCCUCACUGCUGGUGCCUCGGCUGGUGUUUCGCAGAUCCUCGGCCUCGUCCUCAAGCCUGGAGAGGGCUGCAUGAUUCCCAUCCCUCAGUACCCUCUCUACACCGCUACCCUCGCCUACAUCCACGCCAAGCCCGUGCCCUACUACCUCGACGAGGCUACCGGAUGGUCGACCAGCACCGAGGGCCUCAUCCAGGGUGUCAACAAGGCCAAGGCCGACGGCAUCAAGGUCAAGGCUCUUGCCAUCAUCAACCCCGGUAACCCCACUGGCGGUGUCCUGUCGCGCGAGAGCAUGGAGAAGGUUGUCCAGCUCUGCUACGACGAGGGCAUUGUCCUCCUCGCCGACGAGGUCUACCAGCGCAACAUCUUUGACCCCAAGGACCGCCCCUUCAUCUCGUUCAAGGAGGUUGUCCGCUCCAUGCCCAAGGAGGUUGCCAACUCGGUCGAGCUCGUCUCGUUCCACUCCAUCUCCAAGGGCGUGUCGGGCGAGUGUGGUCGCCGUGGUGGCUACUUCGAGCUCACCAACAUUGCCGAGGACGUCGUUGAGCAGAUCUACAAGAUGGCCUCGGUCACUCUCUGCCCUCCCGUCACUGGCCAGGUCGGUGUUGACCUCCUCGUCGACCCUCCCAAGCCCGGAGACGCCAGCUAUGACCAGUGGCUCGCCGAGACUACCCUCACCCACGACAACCUCCGUGACCGCUCAAAGCUCAUGAGCGAGCGCUUCAACCAGCUCCCCAACAUGUCGUGCCAGCCCGCCGACGGUGCCAUGUACCUCUUCCCCCAGAUCAAGAUCCCUGAGCGCGCCAUUGAGGAGGCCAAGAAGCGCGGAAAGGCUCCUGACGUUAUGUACACCCUCGACCUUCUUGACGCCACUGGUAUCUGCUCGGUCGCUGGUUCGGGCUUCGGCCAGGAGGCUGGCACCUACCACCUUCGUGUCACUGCCCUCUGCCCCGGUGUUGAGGACUAUGUUGGCAAGAUUGAAAAGUUCCACAAGGAGUGGAUCGCCAAGUGGGCGUAAGUGGGCCGUGGGGCACGGCGUGUGGCAUGUACAACCAAGGCGUGGUCGGCAACCAUUUCAUUGUGUGAUAGUAGUAGAGUAAUAAAUCUGAUCUGUCUGGCCCAGUAGAGGUGUAACGCACAGCAAACUCUGAUCUAGUCGGCAGGCAUUUGGAACUCGGGACAAGAGACAAAAGAUGUAUACAAUCACGAGCA
Messenger RNA from Vanrija pseudolonga, 1961 nucleotides. RefSeq names its product Glutamate--glyoxylate aminotransferase 2. The transcript is spliced from 4 exons. Gene Ontology annotation, molecular function: L-alanine:2-oxoglutarate transaminase activity; pyridoxal phosphate binding. NCBI's taxonomy places the organism in Eukaryota, Fungi, Basidiomycota, Tremellomycetes, Trichosporonales, Trichosporonaceae. The coding region runs from base 1 to 1767 and encodes 588 amino acids. Gene Ontology annotation, biological process: biosynthetic process. The record is from RefSeq and is a predicted model, not a curated record.